AUGUCGAUUUCCAGUGAUGAACAAGGUCAAAAAACACAAGAUGCAAAGUCUGGUCUGUCAAAAAACCAACUCCGUAAAUUGAAAAAAAGAGAAAAGUGGUUAGCUAUUAAAGCUGAUAAAAGGAAGCAUGAACGGGCUAAAAAAAAGAAACGCUAUGCUGAUGCUCGUUCUCAAGGAAUCAGUCUUGGACCCUCCAGAAAAGCCCUUAAGUUGAAUUCUAUGAAGAAUUCCAAAUGUCAGAUUCGUGUUGCUGUUGAUUGUUCAUUCGAUAACCUAAUGUCGGAAAAGGAUGUGAUGAAAUUGGUGAAACAGCUACAGUCAUGCUAUUCUGUUAAUAGACGUGUAGAGAAUCCACUUCAAUUUUAUGUAUGUGGUAUUAGUGGUCAAACCAAAGAGAGGCUGGACAAUAUUGGAGAUUGUAAGAAUUGGGAUGUUUACUUCACAGCAGAGAAAUACACAGAGAAAUUUGAAAAGGCCCAACUUGUCUACCUUUCAAGUGAAUCGGAAAACAUCCUAACAGAACUGGAGAAUGACAAAGUUUAUAUCAUUGGUGGUUUGGUCGACCACAACAGUUACAAGGGUCUUUGUCAUCGACUAGCGGUAGAAAAUGACAUUGCACAUGCACAACUUCCAAUUUCAGAAUAUGUUCAGAUGAAAUCGAGAAAAGUACUUACGGUUAAUCAUGUGUUUGAAAUCUUGUUGCGAUAUACAGAAAGCAAAGAUUGGAAGCAGUCUCUGUGUCAAAUACACUACUUUCUCACUUUUCUCCUCCUACUCCUCCUUUUCCUCUUUUCUUCAUCUCCUUUAUCCUCUCCUGCUCUCUCUCUUCUCCUUUUCCUCCCUUAUUCUCUUUCUUCUCCUUUUCCUGUCCUUCGUCUCUCUCUCUCACCCUCUUCUCUCUUUCUUCUUUUCCUCCUCUAUUCUCUUCUUCUUUUUCCUGUCCUUUGUCUCUCCCUCAACCUCUUCUCUUUCUUCUCCUCUAUUCUCUUCCUCCUCCUUCCCUGUCUUUCUUCUUUCUCUUCCUCAUCCUCUUCUUUAUCUUAUUUUUUUCCUCCUCUCUCUUUCUCUAUUCUCUUUCCUCCACUUAUUGAAAACAUGGAAAACAACUAA
This is a messenger RNA of Acanthosepion pharaonis, 1110 nucleotides long. Lineage: Eukaryota; Metazoa; Mollusca; Cephalopoda; Sepiida; Sepiidae. The record is from the annotation of a GenBank genome assembly.